This is a messenger RNA of Xiphophorus couchianus (Monterrey platyfish), 5099 nucleotides long. RefSeq names its product integrin alpha-5-like. Gene Ontology annotation, cellular component: external side of plasma membrane; integrin complex. Gene Ontology annotation, biological process: cell-matrix adhesion; cell adhesion mediated by integrin; integrin-mediated signaling pathway. The record is from RefSeq and is a predicted model, not a curated record. Gene Ontology annotation, molecular function: integrin binding. The coding region runs from base 1302 to 4469 and encodes 1055 amino acids. Lineage: Eukaryota; Metazoa; Chordata; Actinopteri; Cyprinodontiformes; Poeciliidae. The transcript has 30 exons.
CAAAGUCAAGAAUAGAUGUGAUCAGUUCGUGGGAUUUCUCACUUUAGUCGUGUUGAAUUGUCUUGACAUGCUAGCUUUGUUGGGGAAAAUGAUCCUUUUCUGACUGAGGACAAACUCACAGAACACUUCAAGCUUUCACAGUCAUUUGUCUGCUGAGGGUUUGCUCACAGUUCAGAGAACUUCGGGUUGAGACAAACGAAGACUUGGACAGAGGUCAGUUCCCUCCUUUUUGCGACACUAACACAUUGCAUAAUCAUAUUUAAAUGUUAAGUGUUACAGUGAAUAUUAUGGUACAAUAGUAGGAAUGCCUCUAAAACUGUAAGGUGAAGUUUUGGGACAUUUAAUCAGUCAAUCGUUUGAUUGUCACACUGAAUUGUUCUGUCCAUAUCUUGCAUAUGGAUGAAUGGCUCCACAUAUCUGAACCUUGUUGUCUCAAGAUGGCUGAUUUUGUCUCCUUCCUCCACUUUUUCUGCUAACAUAUCAGAAGAGCCUAAUUUUGAGAACAUAUGAGUCCAAAAUGUCCGUGAAUGCCAGACUCUUUGGCCAACAUGCUAGACGCUGUGUGGCUCUGAACACUAGUACUAUCCCCAUGGUGAAACAUGGUGGUGGUAAUAUCAUGCUGUGUAGGGACAGAAAAUGAUGCACAUCAAAGGAUAAUCAACUAGGAAUGACCUAGUGAAAGCCAAAGCUGAGAGUCUGUGUCAAAUAUGUUAAAUUAGUGGAUACAUACAUUAUGUAAACACUCAUCCAGUCUCAGUGAGCCAGAGUUGUUUUGCUAUCCCUUGUUAACAAAUUCAGUCUGCAGGUGUAAGGUCCAGGCAUAAAAACCCCAGAAGACUUAGAGCUGGAAUCACAGAUGAAGGUGGGUCUACCAAGCAUUUAUCCAGGCUUCCUGACUAAUGUUAUACAUGAGUUAUGAAAGCUUUUGCAAAGUAAUAUAACGGGAUGUGCUGUAUGAUUUCCUUUACACAAGUUGAAACAUAAACUCUCCUUUCUGCUGUAAUGUGAAAACUAGGGACCAGGGAACACUUACAGCUCCACCCCAGAAGAAGAUACAACCUUUUCCUCCUUUCCUCUCUCCCUCUCUCUCUCUCUCUCUCUCUCUCUCUCUCUGAGUCUUUACAUGUCCCCAUCCACUCUGGAGCAGCAUCACACCGGACCUGUUGGAGCUGAGAAGUGGGGUUGUUCAGGGUUCUGAUUUCGGGUUAAGAGCACAAAGUUGGCCGGGAUAAGGAACCAGGACGGAUGAUGCGUGUUGCGCCGAGCCUCCUCCGUGAAAGAAGAGUCUCUCAGCAGCUGAGAUGGGCGCCCUUCCUGGACUCUCACCUUCGUACCGGCCGCGGGGAGACCGCCGCCGCCGCGCCGCGCUGCUGCUACCUGUAGUGGCGGCCGCGCUUCAGCUUUGUGUCGCUUUUAACCUGGACGCGGAGGGACGCUCCGUUUUCACGGGAAAGCGGGGGAGUUAUUUCGGAUAUUCCGUGGAAUUCUUCGGGAACUCAUCCAGUAUCAGUGUCCUUAUUGGAGCUCCAAAAGCCAACACCAGUCAGCCGAACGUCACCGAGGGAGGAGCUGUGUACCGUUGUUCCUGGAGCCAGAACAACUGCAGCGUUAUCAACUUUGACCAGCAAGGUGACCGCCAUUUUUACAUAAAUGGUGUGAACACUCAAGUUGAGUUCAAGUCCCAUCAGUGGUUUGGCGCUAUUGUGCGUUCCCAUGGUAACAGCAUCUUGGCCUGUGCUCCCAGGUAUUACUGGAGGACAGAACACGACACGCCGUUCUCUGACAUCACAGGAACCUGCUACCUCUCUGUUGACGCUCUCAAAACCUUUGUGGAGUUCGCCCCGUGCAGAACAGAAAGACACGGCCCUGCUGGACAGGGUUACUGUCAGGGAGGAUUCAGUGCUGACUUUACCAAGGAUGGAAGGGUUGUUCUUGGAGGGCCUGGCAGCUUUUACUGGCAAGGUCAGCUGAUUUCAGCCACUGCAGAGGAGAUCGUUAAGGCCUACUACCCGUCCUACUUCCUGCUGUCGGUCGCUGGACAGAUUCAGACCCGGCAGGUCCAGGGGAGCUACGACGACAGCUACCUGGGUUACUCUGUGACCAGCGGCGAGUUCAGUGGGGACGCUGAGGAAGAUUUCAUCGCAGGAGUUCCGAAAGGACUCAUGCUGUAUGGUUUAGUGUCCAUUUUAAGUGGGAAGGACCUGAAGUCUGUGCUGAACCUGACGGGUGAACAGAUGGGGUCUUACUUCGGCUACGCAGUGGCGGCUACUGACAUCAACAACGACGGAUUGGAUGAUCUGGUUGUUGGAGCGCCGACAUUCAUGCACCCGGGGUUCAACGGGCGUCUGGAGGAGCUGGGGAAAGUGUACGUUUACCUCCAGAGGGGCCCGCUGCGUCUGGAGCCGGCUCAGACCCAUCUGCUGGGCUCACAGGUCUUCGGUCGGUUUGGCACCUCUCUGGCUCCUCUGGGUGACCUCAACCAGGAUGGCUUCAACGACGUGGCCGUCGGCUGUCCGUACGGCGGAGACCAGCAGCAGGGCGUGGUCUUCAUCCAUAACGGUCACGCAGGAGGUCUGAAGGACACGCCCACUCAGGUUCUUUCUGGCCAAUGGGCUUCCAGCUCUUUCCCUGCCAGCUUCGGCUUUGCUCUGCGAGGCGACAUGGACAUCGAUCAGAACGGCUACCCAGAUCUGAUUGUUGGUGCUUUCGGCCUUGAUAAGGCCGUCCUGUACAGAGCGCGGCCGAUAGUGAGAGCCGGUGCUUCUCUCACCGUGCAGCCGGCCAUGUUCAGCCCGGAGGAGAAGACCUGUUCGCUCAUCACAGAAGAGAGAAACGUCUCCGUUUCCUGUGUGAGCACCAGGUUCUGUCUGGAGGCCUAUGGGAAGCACCUCCCCUCUCAUUUAGGCUUCCUGGUGGAAGUGCAGCUAGACAGAGCAAAGCAGAACCAGAAGGAGUCUGUGAGGAGGGCGCUGUUCCUGGAGAGCCAGCAGCCCACCCUGCUGAGGACCCUAAACCUCACAAAUGGUCAAAGGUUCUGCCAUGAAAUCAAAAUCUACCUGCGGGCCGAGGACGAGUUUCGGGAUAAACUCUCUCCCAUCGACAUCAGCCUGAACUUCAGUCUGGAUGGUCGGGUGGCGGCGGAUCAACACGGCCUCAGUCCCAUCCUCGACUACCAGACAGAGCAACGUGUGGAGCAGAAGGCCCAGAUUCAGCUGGACUGCGGAGAGGACAACAUUUGUGUCCCUGACCUCAAACUGGCUGUUAUUGGUGACAAAUCAGAGGUCUACCUGGGCGACGAAAAUGCCUUGAGCUUGAUCUUUAAUGCCAGGAACGAGGGAGAGGGAGGGGCUUAUGAGGCGGAGCUGUACGUGGUGCUGCCUCCAGAGGCCGACUACAGUGGGAUCGCACGCAACAACGGGAGUCUGACUCAGCUGACCUGCAGCUACGAGGCCGAUAACCAGACCCGCCGUCUUGUGUGCGAUCUGGGAAACCCCAUGAAAUCUGGCAGCAGCUUAUGGGCCGGCCUUCGAUUCACUGUGCCGAGACUGACAGACGCUAACGAUGUUGUCCAGUUUCAGCUCCAAAUACGAAGUAAAAACUUCAAUAACUCUGACAGUAACGAGGUUCUGCUGGAGGUGCAGGUUGCUGCCAAGGCUGAGGUGAUCCUGCAGGGUGUUUCUCGGCCAGACAAAGUCAUCUUCCCUCCUCCCAGCUGGAGCGCCCGUCAGAGCCUGGGGGCGGAGCAGGACGUUGGCCCCGAGCUGCAGCAGGUUUAUGAGUUGGUGAACAACGGCCCCAGUGUAGUGAGCCGCACGACGUUAGAGGUGAGGUGUCCCCUGAGGAACCAGGGCCACGCUCUGCUCUAUCCUGUGGAGGUGAUCACUGUGGGCCCACUCAGCUGCUCCUCCAAAACAACCUUCAAUGCACUGAAACUCAAGCUUCAGGCUCCAGUGUCAGAAAGUCCUGCAUUGUUAAAGUCCAGCACUGAGCAUUACGUCUGGAGGAGGGAGGAGAACAGGGAUCCUCUGGCUGAACACGGAAACCUGACGUGCAGCUCAGUGGAAUGCUGGAAGCUGCACUGUGAUGUGAACCGACUGGAGAAAGGCAGCAGCGUCAUCCUGACUGUACGCUCCAGACUCUGGGCUGAGACCUUCAUGGAGCGCCCAUACAAGCAGCACAUCCUGGAGUGUUCAGUCCGGUAUGAAGUGAACAAGAUGCCGUACGCCAUUCCUCCCAAAUUCAAGUCAUCCGGGUCAAAGAAGGUGCUGGCGUCUGUGAUGUGGAGCAAGCCAGACAAUCAGUUCUCAGUUCCAGUGUGGAUCAUCAUCCUGGCUGUUUUAGCUGGGCUGCUGCUGCUGGCGGUGCUCAUAUAUCUGCUGUACAAGAUGGGCUUCUUCAAAAGGUCAGACCCCUACGGAACAACCAUGGAGAAGGCCCACCUCAAACCCCAGGCGUCCUCUGAAGCUUAGAUCGAAGAAGGAGUUUCUCCUUCUUGUUCCAAAGAACUGGAAAAGAUCGCCGCCUUCUCAGGCGAGGGAAGGAACUCACUGAUCGUAAGCUGGCACCCCAUUUGUGCAGGGUCAUUUAUGGGUGCUGUAUCACUGGAAUAAUGUUAACCUGGUGCUGCACUAAAAUACCAAAGAAGAGGAGACUGAGUCAGUGCAGCUAAAGAAGCAUUGCUGUUUUGGACACCAGUUUGGACAGUCAGGUCCUAAUUGGACGCUCAGGCUUGAGGAAAAGGCUAAUCUUAUGCGAACCAAAGAAAACAAAUGCAUCUCCAACAAACAGCACUAAAGUUCCAGCUUUGCUUCUUUCCAAAAAUGUUGACUUUUUAACCAAGCUUGGCCCUCGUGUUUGAUAUCUGUUGAAAUUCCUGCUUUUUUUAUUGAUCUGAUCACCACUUAUUUAUGGCACAGUGAUUUUUGUUGAAUGUUACUCUGUACUGUCUGCAGGGAACACCUGAUCAAACUGCAAUGUCUGACUUGAAUUAUUCCUCUCCCAUAUUGGGAGGUUUUAUGUAUGUAUGUAUUCAUUCACUGUGUUGACCUUAUUGGUGUUGUGGCUCCGAAUAAAGCUGAAUUUUGUAUAAUCAUCUAAAA